AAUCACAACAAAACGAUCGCGUCACGUGAUACACGAUCACAACAAGGUGAUUUAUCCACUCAGAAUUAUGCCAAUGGUGGAUUUAUCCUGUCCAGUGGCGGAGAGACAAUUGAGUAGAAGAAUUUCCCUGGUCUGACAGAUAUCAGUCAACACUGUACUCAGGAUAUGGCGGAGAAAGGUACGUCGGUCCACGUCACUGGUAACCAAGGAACCGCCCACAGUGUGUAUGCCAUCGGAAUCCACCAAGGGACUCUAAACGUAAACAAUUGCGUGGAUGAAGAAAGGAUCCGUCAUUUAAAAGACCAAACAAGGAAAGACAUUGAUAUCUGGAACAGAGGAAUGGUCAGAGUGUCUGCCAUUGAAACCGUCAUAGAGAAGCUUCAAACAAGGCACCGAUGGGUAACUGUUACCGGAAAUGCUGGUGACGGCAAGACAACUCUUGGUUACAUGACGCUGAAGAGUCUGCAGGAUGACGGGAAGGAAGUGUUCAAGAUUAAUACCCCCGACGACUACUUCGUUGUCUUAAGGAAGACUCCUGACAGUGUCGUGUUCAUGAACGAUGUUUUGGGAGUUUUCGAUUUUGACCAAAGAGCUCUUAGCACUUGGCUUCACGUGUUUCAAAUAAUUUUAGAACGAAAGACCAAGGCAGCUGAAGACAGAAGUUGUCCAAGCAUAAUAUUUGUGAGCAGGCUCAAUGUUUUGGAAGCUGCAAGGAAUCAGUUAGGGAAAUAUGGAGAUGUCAUUUUGGAAGAGGAUGCAAUAGUCAAUCCUGAUAAGCUGAAUACAGAUAAGGAGAAACUUGACAUAUUAAACUUUCAUCUUUCCAAACAUAAUAUAAGUGACAUUCCGGAAAGUACUAAGAUGGAAAUAUACAGUCAGUGUCCUCAUGGAUUUCCUCAUUGCUGUGAGAUGUAUGUUGAACUGAGAACCAGUGGACAUGUAAUUGAUAUUGUCAAGUUCUUUUCUUCACCUCUCAAAUUUCUCAAUUACACCACACGUGUUUUGAUUGAUAAACAGGAAUGCUACGAUCAUUUUAAAAUACUUUUGAAAGCAGAUGGCCAACUUGAUAUCUCCAGUAUUUCAGAUGCAACCCUACGAACAGAGGUGCAAAGCACUGCUUCUAGUUUAUUAGGAAGCUAUCUUAAAAUGAGUGGAAAUGGUGUUGCAUUCUCCCACCCAUCCAUCUAUGAGAGUGUGGCAGUAGCAGUUGGAAACAAAGACCCUCUCUUUGCUGCACAAGAGUUUCCUAUUUCAGUCAUCAUGCAAAAGUGUAAAGUGCAUGUGCCACAGGGUGGUGCGAAUGAGAUGUGCAUCUUCUUCAAUGAAUCGUCCUCAGCCAUGGACGCACUUGUUCAGAGGCUGGCUACAGAAAUACGUCAGGGGAACUAUACCGUGAUACAACAUGAGCUCUGCUGUGAAAGGAAGCUCUGUGAGCAGAUGAUAAACUCAAGUGUCUCUAACACCUAUUUCCCAUUUUUUGGCCGGGCAUGGAGGUGCAUUGGUGUCAACAGGAGAGGCAGGACAGGGAGAACCUUGCUGCAGUCAGCUGUAGGAUGUUGCAACACCAUUGCUGCUAGGAUCCUUCUGGAACGUGGAGCAAACGUGAACAUUUCAAAGCAGGCAACUUCAGCUAGAAGUAUCCUCUCCUGUGUAGUCAGAAGCUUCUUCAAGGAUGAUCCAUAUGCUCUGUUCAGGCUUCUGGCUUAUGGAGAGACUAUACUUCACGAAGCGUGCAAGAAUCGCGAAGUUGACGUUGAUCUACUUCGUAUGUUGAUUGAUCAUGGAGCAAACGUCAGUAAGGCUAAUGAGAAUGGAGAGACGGCCUUGCACGUCCUAUGUCAAAGAGAAAGCGAAGAUCAGGGGGGUAUACUGGAGGGAUGGACAGACGCGACAAAAGAUACAAGGGUCUUCAAGGCGGACAGUUGGGAGAUCCUGGUGGACUAUCUGUGUGAAAAGAAUGGUAUAGAUAAAGAGGAACUAGAAGCUACACGACGUUCUUUGGAGGAAGGACAACAGGGGACAGAGACGGAAGAGAUGAAGGCUAUCACACUGCUGAUACGAAACGGGCUGGAUGUUACAAAGACCGAUAACUAUGGGCAGACACCCCUUCACUUACUGUGUCAGAGAUCUCGUGUAGAUGUUAGAACAGUUCAUCUGUUGAUCCAAAAUGGCACUGAUGUGAACUUAGCUGACAGAGCUGGAAACACUCCUGUGCACUACAUCUGUAAACGGAGCAAAACAGACAUCAGUACAGUGUAUCUGCUCACAGAACCCCGUGCCGAUAACACACUGAAGAAUGUACAAAGAUAUACUGCCUUACAGUAUUUGUGUCAGUGGCAUAAAGUCAGACUUGCCACAGCAUCUCUUCCGUGACAACAGAUGACGACUGUGUUGCAUUGUGUGUGUUUUGGUAUUCCGUCCGAGCUGCGGUUUGUAUACUUUAUGCUGGCUAUUUGGUUUCAGACGUUUCUGUGUGUCUUUUAGCCCAAAUUGCACACUCCCAGCAUUUUUGGUGAAACAUAACCUACCUAGAUAUUAGAUAAUUGUUCAAAAUGCCAUUUUCAACACUAUAUUUUGUUUUAUUGCCCAUACCGGCUAGGAUACACAGGUGAUUAUUUGUGUGAUAAUCGCACACGUGCUUUUCAGUGAUUCUCAACGUUGAUUGGUCAGCUAAGCAGAGAAGAAAUAUGAUUGGUUGACGGAACUACUUUUAAUGAUCCAAGUUCAUUGACAACUUUUGCCGUUUCAUUGAUAAUUAGAACGUGCUGUCCAAACAACUUCCGAGAUUUAUCAAAGAAAACAGAAAGGUUAAAGAAUAUGAAUACUCUUUUUAUUAGACAUUAUUAUUUUGCAAUAAAAUUUGCGUUAUAAAUA
Haliotis rubra (blacklip abalone) is the source of this 2874-nucleotide messenger RNA. RefSeq lists its product as uncharacterized. The record is from RefSeq and is a predicted model, not a curated record. The coding region runs from base 166 to 2373 and encodes 735 amino acids. Gene Ontology annotation, molecular function: protein binding. The transcript has 6 exons. Lineage: Eukaryota; Metazoa; Mollusca; Gastropoda; Lepetellida; Haliotidae.